Messenger RNA from Magnusiomyces paraingens, 2532 nucleotides. RefSeq lists its product as uncharacterized. Gene Ontology annotation, biological process: tetrahydrofolate biosynthetic process. Bases 1 to 2532 code for a protein of 843 amino acids. Gene Ontology annotation, cellular component: mitochondrial envelope. Gene Ontology annotation, molecular function: 2-amino-4-hydroxy-6-hydroxymethyldihydropteridine diphosphokinase activity; dihydroneopterin aldolase activity; dihydropteroate synthase activity. The transcript has a single exon. The record is from RefSeq and is a predicted model, not a curated record. NCBI's taxonomy places the organism in Eukaryota, Fungi, Ascomycota, Dipodascomycetes, Dipodascales, Dipodascaceae.
AUGAUGUCAUCUUCUUUAGCUCCUCGCCCGGCAACUACUGGCUCCAUUCAACAGCCCUCAGUGGCCAUUCUGACAGCUGAGCAGACCCCAGAUCUUGUUUUUGUGCGGGAUCUUUCCGUCAAAGCGUUGACCGGUGUCGAUGCCUGGCACCGGCCGGAACCUCAGCCUGUGACCAUUUCUGUGUGGCUACGCACCUCGGUCGCACAGGCUGGGUCUACAGACCAUCUCACGUACUCGCUCAACUAUGCAGUCAUUACACGCAAAGUCACCAAAAUGGUUGAAACCUCACGCUUCAAAUCGCUCGAAGAUAUUGCCGAGCGUGUUGCAUCUACUGUUCUUUCAGAUUCAGUCGGUGGUCAAUGGGCCAAAAUCCAGGUCCGAAAGCCCCGUGCACUACUCCGUGCUGAUGCUUCGGAAAUUGUCAUUACCCGUAUGCGUUUGGAUCAGAAAUCAAAGCUCGAUAUUCCUCCCUCCAAGUUCAAGACGGUCUCAGAUGCACGUCAGAACCUUCUGGGGAUUGAUCAUGAGACUUCCUCUGUCAAGUCUCCUGCAGAAACUUUUGAUGUGGUCAAAGUGCCCGGGUCCAUUGACACGGUGCGGAUCCAUAAUUUACGUCUGGUCACCAUCAUUGGAGUCAAUACAAUUGAACGUAUGCAUAAGCAAAACGUCAUUUUGGAUCUGACACUAUACAAGACAAACAAGUCCUUUGGAAUUGCCCCUGGGCUUUUCGAUAAGGCAUAUGAUUUCCGUAAGGUCGUCCAAGUGGUUACAGACCAUGUUGAAGACUCUAGUUACAAAACUGUCGAAGCCUUUGUCACGUCUGUGGCCCAGGUCAUUUGCCAGGCUGGUGUGGCCAAGGUCACAGUACGUGCAGAAAAACCCAGCGCAUUGACUUUUGCUGAUGCGGCCGGAGUUGAAGUCACUCGUACAAAGGAAUACUUUGAUGAUGAAGAGAAAGGCGCCGUUACCGUUGUUUCUGUAAAUGAGUCUGCCGAAAAGCCAUUGUUCCCAGACUCAGUCAAUGAUGACGACGGUGUCGAACACAUUGUCUUUAUUGCAUUUGGAUCCAAUGUUGGAAACUCACUCAGUGUUAUCAAGGCCGCCAUUGAUCAACUCAAGGCCCGUGACAUUGCAGUACUGGAAACUUCAGCCAUUUACGAAAGCGAUCCAAUGUAUGUCACGGACCAACCAAAGUUCUAUAAUGGCGUCUUUAAAGCUCGCACCUCGCUGGCGCCCUUAAAACUGUUGCAAACUCUCAAGGAACUCGAGUACGGUGACUUUGGGAAACGUGUGAAAAUCCAGGAUAAUGGCCCACGUUCCUUGGAUCUCGACAUUUUACUCUACGACGAUUGGGCAAUCAAUCUUCCACCUACCCUCACUAUCCCCCAUCUCCGAAUGCUGGAGCGCAACUUUGUGCUCCGUCCACUUAAGGACCUUGUCGGGCCCGAUCAAGUCCACCCGCUUACCGCCGAGCCUUACCAUUCCCAUCUCGAACAACUUCUAGCUACGGCACCAGACACUACUGUCCAAGCAUCUUCUGUAUUGCGAUCAGUCGUGCCUCUACCUGCACUUAAGGAUUCUCCUGAACGUGACCGUAGCAUUAUUUUUGACCCAGACACUCAUAGAGUGGCCACCCAUGUCAUGGCGAUUCUCAACACGACUCCAGAUUCAUUUUCUGAUGGCGGUCGGUUUGUUGAAAGUGAUGGAAUCAAUGUCGACAAGAUUGUCCAAGCAGCUGUCGAAGCUGUAGAUGCAGGAGCAACCAUUUUGGAUAUUGGCGGCAUGUCCACUCGCCCAGGCACCUCUGAGGAUGACGUCACUGUAGACGAGGAAAUUGCCCGUGUCGUGGGCCCCAUUGCAGCCAUCCGCGCACGGUUUGCCGGAAUUCCAAAGUACCAGGACGUUGUUAUUUCGAUCGAUACGUACCGGGCCGCUGUGGCACGGGCCGCCGUUGAGGCUGGCGCAGAUAUGAUUAACGAUAUUGGAGCUGGCAGUUUGGAUCCAGACAUGUUUGCAACUGCACGCGAUCUUUCUGUGCCCAUUAUUUUAAAUCAUACCCGAGGUACUCCAGCCACAAUGGCCUCUCUUGCUCGCUACGAGUAUGUUGACGCGGAGUCUGGUGCUGUUGAGGUGGAUACUGCUCGGGCGGUUGUGGAGAGUGUAGCAGAAGAGUUGGAAGACCGAGUCGCGUGCGCUUUGGAAAGUGGACUUUGUAGAUGGCAAAUUAUUCUAGACCCUGGAAUUGGGUUUGCCAAAACUUUGCGCCAUAACGUGCUGCUGUUGCGCAAAUUUGAUGCUCUCAGAAAGGCCCGUGGAGGUGUGUUAGCCGGGUACCCGUGGCUGGUGGGCACUAGCCGUAAACGUUUUAUUUCAAAGCUGACGGGCGACGAUGAGUCUGCACGGGUGUUUGGGACUGCAGCAACAGUCAGUGCUGCCAUUGAACAAGGAGCAGAUAUUGUUCGUGUACACGAUGUGGCUGCCAUGGUUGGAGUUGCGCGUGUUUCAGAUGCUAUUUAUCGGGAUGUUUACUAG